Peromyscus maniculatus bairdii (prairie deer mouse) is the source of this 3620-nucleotide messenger RNA. The record is from RefSeq and is a predicted model, not a curated record. Lineage: Eukaryota; Metazoa; Chordata; Mammalia; Rodentia; Cricetidae.
AUGUGGUUAGAGCAGAGAGACUUGGAGGCAGGGGCCCCACCCCACUGCGAUGUGCCCAAGGGUGCCAGCACCUUUGGGGUGUCUGGGAGCUCUGAGGUGAAGAUCUACAUGGUCUAUGAUCCCGCACGGGUGGCGGAGCCUGCAGGCCGGGCCCACUGGCCCCUGGAUGCCAACGUGGAUGUGGUGGUGGCGGCGGACACAGUCAGUAAAAACUUAAAUGAUCUCAAGGUGAAGGUGUCAUACUUCGGGUCGCAGGAAGCUGGUGCCCUGGGUCACAGCGUGCUCUACCUCACUAGUGUUGAUGUGUCCCUCGAUGUCGACACAGGCCGCACAGGCAAGGUGAAGAAAGGCUCGGGUGACAAGGGAACCUGGCGCUGGGGCCCCGGGGGCUCUGGGGCCAUCCUGCUGGUAAACUGUGACAGAGACGCCCGUGGGUCCAGGGAAGACCUGCAUGACAGACAUUUGAGAUCACUGGAGGACCUGCAGGACAUGUCCCCAAUGGUCCUGAGCUGCGGUGGCCCUGAUGAGCUCUUUGAAAGCCACAAGCUGGUCUUGAAGGCGUCUCCGCCUGAUUCCAGAAGGCUGAGGGUCUUCUGUGCCCGAGGUGGGACCUCCCUCUCCGACUACAAGCAGGUGCUGGGACCCUAUCAUCAGGACUAUGAGGUGGAGCGGCUUCCCGGGGAGAGCGAUAUCCAGUUCUAUGUGGAGGGACUUGCUUUCCCUGACACCAAUUUCUCAGGGUUGGUCUCUCUCAGCGUCAGCCUGGUAGGCACCGAGGGCCUCCUUGAGGUGUCACUGUUCACAGACAGCGUGAGCUUCCGCGUGGCCCCCUGGAUCAUGACCCCCAACACCCAGCCACCUCUGGAGCUGUAUGUGUGCAGUGUGACAGACGCCCAUGGCCGCAAUGACAAGUUCCUGGAUGCCAUGGCCCACCUGGCCCUGAAGGCCGACUGCAAACUGGUGGUCUGUCCCCGGGUGGAGAAUAACAAUGAUCGCUGGAUCCAGGACGAGAUGGAGUUUGGCUACAUUGACGCCCCUCACAAAUCCUUCCCUGUGGUCUUUGACUCCCCUCGAAACAGAGGCCUGAGGGAUUUCGCCCUUAAGAAGAUCCUGGGUCCUGACUUCGGAUAUGUGACCCGGGAGAUCCAGUUCGCAGGCGCCUCUGGCCUGGAUUCCUUCGGCAACCUGGAUGUGAGCCCACCGGUGAGGGUGGGCAGCAAAGAGUACCCACUCGGCAGAAUCCUCAUCGGUGGCAGCUUCCCCAAGUCCAGUGGGCGGCGCAUGGCCAGGGUGGUACGUGACUUCCUGCAGGCCCAGCAGGUGCAGGCUCCCAUAGAACUCUACUCCGACUGGCUUUCUGUGGGCCACAUAGAUGAGUUUCUGAGCUUUGUGCCCACCUCUGACCAAAAGGGCUUCCGGCUGCUCCUGGCCAGCCCCAGUGCCUGUCUCGAGCUGUUCCAGGAGAAGAAGGAGGAGGGCUAUGGGGAGGCGGCACAGUUUGAUGGCCUCAAGCAUAAGGCAAAGAGAAGCAUCAACGACAUGCUAGCCGACAGACACCUCAGGAGGGACAGCAUGCACGUGCAGAAAUGUAUCGACUGGAACCGGGAGCUACUGAAGCGGGAGCUGGGCCUAUCCGAGAGCGACAUCGUGGACAUCCCACAGCUCUUCUUCCUGAAGGGAGCCUAUGCUGAAGCCUUCUUCCCCGACAUGGUCAACAUGGUAGUCCUCAGCAAGUACCUGGGCAUCCCCAAGCCCUUCGGGCCCCUCAUCAAUGGCCGCUGCUGCCUGGAGGAGAAGGUCCGCUCCCUGCUGGAGCCGCUGGGCUUACGCUGUGUCUUCAUCGACGACUUCCUGUCUUACCACCAGCUGCUGGGGGAGAUUCACUGUGGCACUAACGUGCGGAGGAAACCUUUCACCUUUCGGUGGUGGAACUCAGUGCCCUGAGCCUGCCCGGCCACCACCCUUGCUGCCCUUUUAAUGGGAGUGCCAGGGCAAGGGUGAAGGACAUGGACCAGCCUCCAUCCUGCUGGGGCCUGAAAGCAGGCCGGCUACUUUGGUCAGCUGGACUCCAGGGGGACACCGCCCUUCUUCGUCUCUGGAGCAGUCUGUCUUGCCCACGGAGACUAUUGUAACUCUUCCCUCUCCCGUUCCCAGCCACAGCUUCCAGAGGGUCAAGGUUGGCAGCUGAGCCUGUUAAAGGCAUGGCCUCCACAGGCACACCCCAUUUUGAGUUGCUUCCUUGUCUUUAGACAUUUCUCUGGAGCCGGAGAAAAAAUGGCUUUGGGGCUGUUUCAGAAAUGCCCACCAUGCCUGGACCCUGGGGCGAGAAAGCACCAUGGUUCCAUAUGACUCCUGGGUUGUGUAAGAUGAAAAGGAAUAUUUGGGGCAUCCUUUUUCCUAAGGGGACCUCAGGCCAUGGCCUGCAAGCACCCUUCGGCUCUAUGUAGGCAAGCAAAGACAGGCAAUCCGGGUGGCCGGGGGCCUCUUUCAAAUAGGAAAGCGAGCAGGCACGAAAGCCCCUUUAAUACGCUGCUCUAUCCACUCUUCCUCCUCAGGAUGCUUGUUAGUUGUUGGGACAGCCUUUAAUUAUGAGACCUGGUGCUUCCGGUUCGAAGAUGCUGGGGGGCAUAGGGAAGCCUUCAGAAGUCUGCAAGCGGGGGUGGGGGGUAGGGAAGGGCAGCAGGAAGGUCCAAACAGGAAGUCAGAUAGGUUGCCCAUCUUGGAGCAGGGAACCUGGAAGCCUAGGACUCCUGGCUAGGCGUGUGGGGCCCCUGAAUCUGAAGGCUGCUGGCUGUUCCAGAUACGAAGUGGGUGGGGCCCAAGGCGUUAGGAGAGGGUGAGGCGGGCCAUUAAGUUACAUCUGGAGGUGGGGCUUAAUUUCCUCUAAUAGUCUCUAAUUACUCCCCAACCUGCUGCGGGCAGUGGGAGGGGGGAGCCCACACUUCCCCCGCAGCCUGGGACCCUGCUUAACACUUGCACUGCCCUAGUAAACCCCAUGGCAUGCCUGUGUCCCCCUCCCACGGGAGGACAGACAGAUGCCCUACAGGCUAAUGGUACUGGGUGAGGUCAGAGAGGCAUGUGCAGGCAAGCAGGCAGGCAGACCCGGCUGCAGGGCAUGGCUGGUAGAGGGAGCUGCCUGCUCCUUCCUCCUCUGGUCAGGGAGCCACGCCGAGCUGCCAGCCCCUGGCUUCUGUCUUUGCAUUUUUCAGUAGUUUCUGGUAUGAUCCCAGACUUGAGGUAGCUGCUGUCACCUUGGAACCAUAGGACAUUCAGGUAGCAAAGGCUUCCAUGGACCUGUUAGGAUGGACACGGCCAGGGAGGGAUUGGCUCCUCCCCUCUAGAAGGUUCUAUGGAAUUGGAACCCCAUUUGUAUGCUCCCGACGCCAACACCCUCCUCUAUGAUCAUGACCCAGCUGAGGCUGAGCCAUGGAGAAGGAGAAGAAAAUGGAAGAGGAAGAGAAAGGUUGGGGGCAGGGCCUGGCCUCUGAAGAGGAGACCACAGAGCCCUGGUGAGCAUGGGAGGGAGUCUUCAGAACCUCAUGAGGGGUCCUCUGGAGUCGACGCCCAGGCUGUCUGAGGUUCUGGGUGCCUGGCCACCCUCUUGCUGAUCAAUAAAAACA